Seriola aureovittata is the source of this 1776-nucleotide messenger RNA. RefSeq names its product transcription factor HES-5-like. The coding region runs from base 538 to 1095 and encodes 185 amino acids. Gene Ontology annotation, molecular function: RNA polymerase II cis-regulatory region sequence-specific DNA binding; protein dimerization activity; DNA-binding transcription factor activity, RNA polymerase II-specific. The transcript has 2 exons. Gene Ontology annotation, cellular component: nucleus. Lineage: Eukaryota; Metazoa; Chordata; Actinopteri; Carangiformes; Carangidae. Gene Ontology annotation, biological process: regulation of transcription by RNA polymerase II; regulation of neurogenesis; anterior/posterior pattern specification. The record is from RefSeq and is a predicted model, not a curated record.
AAGGACCCUCAGCACCUGACCAUAAUAAUGAUAUAUGCUGGCUUUAACACAGGUAAAAUGUGAAUGUUAAAGAAAUGUUGAUUGCUUUUAAAGUAUAACACUUCAUUUCAAAUUCAGAUAUAUUUCAGAUAUCAAGGGCACAUAGUUGUUUCAACAGCACAAAUAUAACAAAUCUUCUAAUGUAUGGAGGUGUUCUGAAUGUUGUCACUGUCCCAUGUGUGUGAUGGGAUGAUCAGCAUGUGUUCAGUCAAAGUCAUUGAUCUGAGAAUCAGGCAGCAGAUCUGAUCUCUCUACAGGGUCACCACUUUCCCAGAUUCACACAGAGCUCUGUGAGUCUCUCUCCAUCACCCCCCAGUCCUCCACCUGUUCCCCUGAGAUCUAACUAUUGUCCCCCGGGCAAUAACAGCAUUCGGCAUGUUGCUGCUCUACAUCCCUUAUUGUCUUACUGAGCUCUCUGAUUGGUUGAGACUGUGAGAAACUCCAGCCAGACCAAGACCCACACAUUCAUAUGGAGAUGUGGGACUAUAAAUAGGAGGGAUGAAGCCAGCAGAGAUCAGAUCCUCUCUACAGAGACCUCUACAGCACAGAGAUCCAGCCAUGACACCUACAAUCACUGCAACAAUGACCAACUCUGAGGAGCACCUGACUCUGACCCACAAGCUCAGAAAACCUCUGGUGGAGAAGUUACGCAGAGAGCGAAUCAACAGCAGCAUCGAGCAGCUCAAGUCUCUCCUGGGUCCAGAGUUCCUCAAACAGCAGCCAGACUCCAAGCUGGAGAAAGCAGACAUCCUGGAGAUGACAGUUUGCUUCCUGACACAGCUGCAGCAGCAGCGGCGGCAGAAACAACAUCAAGCUGUGGACUCAGCAGCUGUUGAUCAGGGCUACUCCAGAUGUGUCCAAGAGGUGGCCCACUUCCUGUCCAAGGAGGAGGUGACACAGACCCAGAGAAGACUCCUGAACCAGGUCAACAAGCUGCAGUCUUCCUCUGAGAAGAGCCUGAGAGAUGCUGACUUCUCCUUCCUGAGCUCCACAGUCCAGACCUGCAUCACCAAAGAGAAGAGUCCAGUCAACAGCGCCCUCUGGAGGCCGUGGUAGACACCUACAGACUGGACUUACUACCAGACAAACUCAGAUGACCACAUUGGUCAAAAGUUAUUGUCAAACAUAUAAUUUUGAAAUUUAAUAGAAGUGUCUGUGCAAAUUGUUUUCAUUUAUCCCAAAGUCCUAUUGGACUGCUGUUUUUUUCUUUCUGAAAGUAUUGAAAAGCACAACAUUGUAUUCUAUGAAUAACAUACAUUCUCCUAUUGAUAUCAAUGUGUUAAAAAAUUGACCUCAUUGGCCAGUAUUAUCAUACCAGCAUUAUAUCCCUGUGGUCUACUGUGUUGAGAUCAGUCUCUGGUAGUGGUUUUCAUUGUGCAUCUUUUCUGAUGUACUUGUGUGUAUAUUUUUACAAUGUAAAAGAUUAUUGACCCAUGUUGGGUUUUGAAGUCAUCUCUUUUAUUAUCAACAUGUUCUGCUGUGUCAGCAGCAUAAAAGUGAAUCUGUGAGGUUAUUUUCUCUCAGUGUAGAAAAGUUGGUUCACUUUGUUUGACUUGGACCAAAUUAUUCCCUGUCUUUUGUAAAGAUACUGAAGUUGUUCACUCGACUCUUAUUUGAGUACACUGUUUUGGACCUUAAGUUUUUACUGUGAUGUAUCAUAACCACUGAUGCCUCUGUGUAGGUACAAAUACACUAUGUGACCAGUGUAUUCUUUUUGAAUAAAAAACAUCAACUGAA